Molecule: messenger RNA, 366 nt
Organism: Cylindrotheca closterium
Lineage: Eukaryota; Bacillariophyta; Bacillariophyceae; Bacillariales; Bacillariaceae
Source: the annotation of a GenBank genome assembly
AUGUCAGCAGAAGAGGUUGCAAAAGCCUUCACCAGCCACUUUUAUCAAGCUUUUGAUUCUAAUGUUGAUUCCUUGGCGGGGCUAUUUCAAGCUCAGUCAAUGAUGACAUUUGAGGGUCAACAAUUCAUGGGCCCACAAGCUAUUAUUGGAAAGCUUAAGCAAGUUGGACAAGUACAACAUCAAGUAAAGUCUAUGGAUGUCCAACCGUCCACGAGCGCUUCGGCUCUUAUCAUUUUCGUGACAGGAACCAUCAAAAUCGGAGGCGACAAUCCUCUGCAUUUCAGUGAAUUCUUCCAACUUGUCUCUACUGGACAAAACCAAUACUACGUACACAAUAGUGUCAUGAGACUCAACUAUGGAUUGUAA